Molecule: messenger RNA, 771 nt
Organism: Colletotrichum karsti
Lineage: Eukaryota; Fungi; Ascomycota; Sordariomycetes; Glomerellales; Glomerellaceae
Product: short-chain dehydrogenase reductase family
Exons: 5
Coding region: 1-771 (256 amino acids)
Source: RefSeq, a predicted model, not a curated record
AUGACGUCUACCACGGGCUCAAGACUCGCCGGCAAGGUCGCCGUCGUCACCGGCGGAGGCCACGGCUUCGGCGAGGCGAUCGCGCGAAGAUUCGCCCUCGAGGGCGCCAAGGUGCUCAUCUCGGACAUCAACGAGGCGGACGGGCAGAGGGUGGCGAGCGACGCGCCGGACGCCAUCUCCUUCUUCAAGGCGAACGUCACGGACGCCGGGGACUGGGAGAAGCUGCUGGACGCGGCGCAGUCAAAGUACGGGAGGAUCGACAUCCUCGUCAACAACGCCGGCACGACUUACAAGAACAAGCCGACGGUCGAGGUGACGGAGGCCGAGUUCGAUCGCGUCUUCGCCGUGAACGUCAAGAGCAUCUACCUCGGCACCAACGCGCUGAUGCCGCGCCUCAUCAAGCAGGGCGAAGGGGGUGUCAUGCUGAAUAUCUCGUCGAUCGGGUCUGUGAGGCCCAGGCCCGGGCUUGUGUGGUAUAAUGCGUCCAAGGGCGCCGUGUCCAACGCUACCAAGGGACUGGCGGCCGAGUACGGCCCUCACCAGAUCCGAGUCUGCUCUGUCUGCCCUCUACUCAGCGGCACCGGACUAUUCGAAUACUUCGCAGGCGUGCCGGACACCCCCGAGAACAGGAACAAGUUCAUCGACAACGUACCACUCAAGCGGCUCUGCGAGUCGGAAGACGUCGCCAACACCUGCCUCUUCCUGGCUUCCGACGAAGGCAAAUUCAUCACCGGCAUCAACAUGGAGGUCGACGGGGGCAGAGCCAUCUGA